CAUGUCUUUUUCGGACCACGCCUUGUCUCUCCUGCUGCUAGUUUCUGCCGGCGUUGUGGUGCUCCAGCCGUCCUCGUCGCUGGCUGUGCUGCUCGCUCUCGCGGCGGCUGCCGUGAGUCCGUGGGCAACCUGGAUCUCGAGCACACCGAAGGCAUGGAAGCUGCAAGCCGCGGAUGCAUUGACUGAGGUCGUUGAGCCCGUCCUGUCGCGUUCCUUGCCUCCUGCAUUGGCGGCCUCGCUGGCAAGCGAGCACACCUCCAAGGCGAUGGCGCAGUUGACGACGACCUUCUUGGAGGAGUUGCGCGCGGACCAGCGUGUCCACACUGCGGUGUCCCGCAUCGUCCUAGACAUGCUCGUUCAAAAUCCAGAAGUGAAGUCAUUUGUGGUGGAGUUGCUCACAGAUACGGCCAACACGUGCAUGGAGGAGUCUCGCAUGCGUGACGCUUGGAUGGAUGUGAUAAAGAGUGCGGUCAUCACCGCCUUGAACGAUAAGAAUUUCAUGUCGGCGAUUACCGACACGAUCAAGACAAGCUUGCAGGACAGAGACAUGUACAGCGCAGCUGCGAGGGGCGCGGUAGGGGCGCUCAAUCCUUUCAGGAGUAGGAAGGAUCGCUCUCCGACCCGAUGA
Prorocentrum cordatum is the source of this 628-nucleotide messenger RNA. The record is from the annotation of a GenBank genome assembly. NCBI's taxonomy places the organism in Eukaryota, Dinophyceae, Prorocentrales, Prorocentraceae.